AUGCCGUCGUUUAGAAGAAAAUCAAGCUCCAAUUUAACCCUGCAUGUUAACCCUAACCGUAGCCUGUCUCAGGGCAACAGACCUCUACUACUAUCUCGAGACAGUGACUAUGGGUCGACCAGCCUGACCGUCACCGGUAAAUCUCCAAAAGGAAGCCGCACCCCGGAACCUAGGUCGAGAGAAAACGAGCUGAUCGAGUCUCCCGCUAUUUCUGUCACUCCUUCUGUUCUAGAAGACGAUGUAUUCAUAGAACCCGGCCCUAGUUUAGAUUAUUUAUUGGACAGUGGGGCCACGACGGUGGAGGAUGAGAGGGAAGGUUUAGAGAACAGCAUUACCUCCCUGGAUAGACAGCUCAGUGAAUGGGCCACAUACAACAAGAAGAAAUCAUUGGAUAAAAAACAACUGUUUGAGUAUAUAAAAUGUGGACUAUUGUUUAUUUUUGUUGUAGUUUGUAGCGUAAGUUUAUUUAAACCAGAUUUCUGUCUACCAACCAACAAAACUCAGUUUAGUUUUUAA
Messenger RNA from Lottia gigantea (owl limpet), 516 nucleotides. RefSeq lists its product as hypothetical. The record is from RefSeq and is a predicted model, not a curated record. Bases 1 to 516 code for a protein of 171 amino acids. The transcript is spliced from 2 exons. NCBI's taxonomy places the organism in Eukaryota, Metazoa, Mollusca, Gastropoda, Lottiidae.